UUCCUUGACACUCUCUUGCAAUUUGCUCCCCUACUUCACAUAGUUCUGAUGGGCAAGUUUGUUCGUUGAACAACUUAAUUUGCAAGAGUUUCCAACUUUCCUGGGCAGAAAGAAAUCGAAGUCGAAAAACGUUUGGGCGCAAGCAAUGACGAAGACCCAGGUGUUAGACAGAAUGCUCUUUAUGGACUUGGGCUUUGGGCGGAAUACGGUCGUUCUUCUUUCAAACCUUUUAUUGGAUAGGCUCUGUCAAGGAUCAAUAUAGUGAUAAUGCACUUAAGUGCUCGUGAACCUAAGAAUAUACGGGCAUAUGAUAAUGUUGUUCUUGCACUUGGUAAGAUAUGUCAACUUCAUGGUGAAAGUAUUGACUCAGCCCAGGUUAUUCCAGCUUGGUUGAAUUGCUUGCCUAUCAAAGCUGAGUUGAAAGAACCCAAAUUUGUUCAUGAACUGUUAUGUUCAAUGGUGGAAAGGUCAGACAGAGAACUUCUAGGUCCCAACUAUCAAAACCUUCCAAAAGUUGUUUCAGUUUUUGCAGAGGUUCUAUGUUCUAGAAAGGAUCUUGCUACAGAAGAAACUGUGAAUCGCAUGAUUAUCGGAUUGAUGUAUCUUCAGCAAACGCUGCCACCAAACACCAUGGAAUCAGCAUGGUCAUAUAUUUUGCCUCAGCAGGAGAUGGAGUUGAAAUCCCUUCUAUCACCUGAAAAAGUUGCUUAACUUUUAACCAAUUCAAUGGAACUACUACCACUGCGAUUUAAUUUGUUGGAUAUAUCUAACAUUUUGUAUACUUGUAUCAGUUACGAGCA
Messenger RNA from Lycium ferocissimum, 800 nucleotides. RefSeq lists its product as uncharacterized. The transcript has 6 exons. Gene Ontology annotation, cellular component: cytoplasm; nucleus. Gene Ontology annotation, molecular function: nuclear import signal receptor activity. The coding region runs from base 268 to 711 and encodes 147 amino acids. The record is from RefSeq and is a predicted model, not a curated record. NCBI's taxonomy places the organism in Eukaryota, Viridiplantae, Streptophyta, Magnoliopsida, Solanales, Solanaceae. Gene Ontology annotation, biological process: protein import into nucleus.